Molecule: messenger RNA, 1083 nt
Organism: Solanum pennellii
Lineage: Eukaryota; Viridiplantae; Streptophyta; Magnoliopsida; Solanales; Solanaceae
Product: kirola-like
Exons: 2
Coding region: 463-915 (150 amino acids)
Biological process (GO): defense response
Source: RefSeq, a predicted model, not a curated record
UUUUAAAAAGAACAUUUUAGGGAGUACAAAGAUAGAGAAAGUAAAAUUGUAAAGCGAUUCGUCAAAUUAAAAGUGCUUAUAAUAUGUAAAAUCAUAAAUAAAAAAUGAACAACUUAUGGUUGAUAUCGGAUUAUAAGCACUUGAGUUAUAAGUGUUUGCCAACUAUAUAUUUAAGCUUUAAAAAUAUGCUUAUGAACUAGUUUGAACCACUUAGAAACUUAACCUACUUAAUAUAAAAGUAGCAUAUUGGGUACUAGAUAUAACCAAAGACUCUCAUUCUGUAAUAAUUGUGUGUUAGUUAAUUACAUGCACACACCUAAUUAUGUAUAUGAAAAAAAAAUGAAAUUUAUAAUCAAAAGUCUAAGACAUAUUGACAUUGCCUAACUAUAAAAGGGCAGAACUAUUCAUGUAAUGAUGAAGCACAUAUUUGUUAUUAUAACUUAGUUAUAUAUCAUAGAAAAAAUGAGUCUUGAAGGUAAGUUGGUUUCUGAGAUAAAUAUCAAAUGUGAUAGAGAUGUGUUCCAUGAAAUAAUUAUGUACAAACCACAUUAUAUAUGCAACAUAUGCCCUGAUAAGAUACAAAAUGUGGAUAUUCAUGAAGGUGAUUUGGGUACUAUUGGCUCUGUUAGGUUCUGGAAAUUCACACAUGAUGGGAAAGAGAUGGUGGCAAAGGAAGUUAUUGAAGAAAUAGAUGAAGAAAAGAAGUUGGUUAAAAAAAAGAUGAUUGAAGGAGAUAUGUUAGAGUAUUAUGAAUCAUUUUACCUCACUAUUCAUGUUGAGACAAAGGAUGAAAACAACUUAGUUACUUGGAUUUUGGAAUAUGAAAAGAAGAAUGUGCAUGUGCCUGAUCCACACACUUUCAUGGAAUUGUGUAUCAAUAUCACUAAAGAUAUUGAGAGUUACCACAUCAAGUGAUACAUAAAUACAUAUAUGUAUGUGGUGUGGUUAAUGAGUUUGCUUUGAAAUGUCUAAUAUAUAUGUAGAGAAAAUAAAGGGAGUGGAUAUUGAUAAUAAAUAAAAAUAUAUAAAAGCUCCUUCUAAUACAUAUAUGGUUGAUUUCGGAUUAUAAACACUUUUAGUAUU